AUGGCUCCUCCGCUCCAGCCCACUGCUCGGGGGCUCGUCUCAGAGACUGAAGGGACUCUCUCGCGCAUCACCAACGGCGUCGCAUCGCUUCCCACGCCGUCCUCCGCCUCAUCGCUUUCGGCAGACGACCUGGUCGAUGCGAGCGGAACGAUCCUCCUCCCGGAUGGCAAGCGGGUGCGGAGACCCGUCUUUCCAGCGAACAAAGAAAUGUACAGCCGGGUACCACCGCACCUGAUGAAGCCGGACGGGACUCCGAACUAUAUGCUCAUGAGCCUCACGAGCAAUGUCUACUCGAUCUUGCCCGAGGGGACGCCGCUCACCCCGGCCGUCUCGCUCUCGCAACGACUAGGGAACAACAUCCUCCUCAAGCGGGAGGAUAUGACACCUGUCUUCUCGUUCAAACUGCGAGGGGCGUACAACAUGAUGCGGCAGCUGACAGAGGAGGAGCGGUGGCGGGGCGUGAUCGCUUGCUCAGCAGGCAACCACGCACAGGGUGUCGCCAUGUCGGGGCGAGAACUCGGCGUCGCCUGCACGAUCGUCAUGCCGCUCAACACGCCCUCGAUCAAGUACCAGAACGUCGACCGGCUCGGGGCGCGUGUUGUCCUGCACGGCGCCGACUUUGACGAGGCCCAGCGCGAAUGCGCACGGCUAGCGAAGCUGCACGGCCUCACGAUCAUCCCGCCUUUCAACGACCCGUAUGUGAUUGCCGGCCAGGGAACAGCAGCGGUCGAGGUCCUGCGCCAGACGGACGUCAGCAAGCUUGAUGCCGUCUUCAUUCCCGUCGGCGGAGGCGGCUUCCUCGCCGGCAUGGCCGCGUACAUCAAGGCCGUCGCGCCUCCGUCAGUCAAGGUCAUCGGCGUCGAGACGCACGACGCCGAUGCUCUCGCCCAGACCUUGCGGAAGGGCGAACACUUGACGCUCAACGAGGUUGGGCUGUUUGCGGACGGGACGGCGGUGCGGAGAAUGGGCGAUGAGACGCUGCGGGUGUGCGCGGAGCUGGUCGACGAGAUCAUCCUGGUCUCGAACGACGAGCUGUGCGCCGCGAUCAAGGAUGUCUUCCAGGACACCCGCUCCGUCCCGGAACCUUCCGGCGCGUUGGGCGUGGCCGGCGCCAAGAAGUGGAUCCAGCAGAACAACCUCAUCGGCAAGAAGAUGAACUUUGUCUCGAUCGUCUCGGGCGCAAACAUCAACUUUAGCCGGCUGCGAUUCAUCGCCGAGCGCGCAGAGUUGGGCGAGGGCAAGGAGGCCAUGUUGCGGGUCAUCAUCCCUGAAAAGCCCGGGGCCUUCCUCGCGCUCCACUCGGCGAUCCACCCUCGAGCCGUCACCGAGUUCGUCUACCGCUAUUCGUCCUCCAAGCGCGCCUUCAUCUUCCUCUCCUUCUACCUUUCGUCCUCAUCCUCAUCAUCACGAGCUCUUCCGCCGCAGGCGGGCGCAGCAGCAAGCGGCGGAACGUCGACUCCGAUCCUUACUCCCGCUCAACAGCGAAAAGAAGAGCUUUCGUCGAUCGUCUCGGCGCUCGAAGCGGGCGGCAUGAAAGCGCUCGACAUCUCGGACAACGAGCUGGCGAAGAGCCACGCGCGAUACCUCGUCGGCGGCAAGAGCAAGGUCCCGAACGAGCGCAUGUUCCGGUUCGAGUUCCCCGAACGGCCAGGCGCGCUCCGCAAGUUCCUCGAGACGCUCGGAACGCGGUUCAACAUAUCGCUGUUCCACUACCGGAAUCACGGCGGCGACGUGGGAAAGAUCCUAUGUGGCAUUCAAGUCCCGAAGGAGGAGAACUCGAUCUUCGACGAGUGGGUCGUCGCUUUGAAGUAUCCCUUCGUCGAGGAGACGUCAAAUCCUGCCUACGCCGACUUUCUGGGCGACGAGGACGGGGAUGCAACGGAUGCAGAAUAG
This is a messenger RNA of Rhodotorula toruloides NP11, 1893 nucleotides long. Its product is annotated as threonine dehydratase. Gene Ontology annotation, molecular function: threonine deaminase activity; pyridoxal phosphate binding. The transcript has 7 exons. Lineage: Eukaryota; Fungi; Basidiomycota; Microbotryomycetes; Sporidiobolales; Sporidiobolaceae. Gene Ontology annotation, biological process: L-threonine catabolic process. The coding region runs from base 1 to 1893 and encodes 630 amino acids. The record is from RefSeq and is a predicted model, not a curated record.